UGGAGCGAAACACCAGCUGAAGUUAAUUAAAACUAACUCGGGAGAGGAAAAAAAUGUGCAUUCAAUAACUAAAGGCAACAGACCACUGCGGCACGAAUCAGAGCAGAAAAGCUGAUAAGUGAUUGCAUUCCGAUACAGGAGAAAAUAACGAAAUAGUAAGAUGUGCAAAAUUGCAUUUUUUUUUUUUGAACGGUGCUGAAAAGCUGUACAAUGUUGUCAAGUAUUAAUCCAUUCGGAUUGUAAAUAAAAUUAAUUGCUUUCUCAGACCCAUCUAAUAAGGAGAAACAUGUUUAAAAUCCGUUGUUUAUUAUUGUAACCUCACUUAUUGCAAACGACAGCUUUUCAAACAUGUAAUCAUUGCAUUCAUUUUCUGUUAGUUAUAGUUUUUACAUGAAAAGUGGUGCAUAUCAAGUAUUAACCAUGGCGAUUAUGAUAGCGUAUACGUAUUUAAUUGCUAACAUAAUUUGCCACAACAUAAAAAAAUAUUAAUAACCUGGUUGUUAUCUAAAUUAAUUUGAAAAGAUUAACAUUUCAAGGACUGUAUAUCCGAAGUAAUGGACCAGCCUACACAUAACCAAACUGAUGGACUUACACAUUUAAAUCAAACAGAUAGCGGUGAAGUUACCCAUAAACUUUUCUUAGGAAUCGGCACCGAUAACGUUAUUACACUUCUGAUAUUUGGAAUAAUUUUUACUCUCGGAGUCUUGGGUAACUCCAUGGUCAUAACGGUCCUAGCUAGAAAUAAACCUGGUGAACACCGUAGUACCACCAACAUAUUUAUCCUGAACCUCAGCAUCGCCGACCUCUCUUACCUUCUGUUUUGCAUCCCUUUCCAAUCCACGGUCUACAUGCUGCCAACAUGGGUGUUGGGAGCUUUUAUCUGCAAGUUCAUUCACUACUUCUUUACAGUAUCCAUGCUGGUGAGUAUUUUCACACUCUCUGCCAUGUCAGUGGACCGCUACAUCGCAAUUGUGCACUCCAGAAAGGCGUCUUCUAUUAGAGUGGCACGGCAUGUUUUAAUUGGAGUGGUUGCAAUUUGGAUCCUCUCGUUUGCCAUGGCCGCCCCCGUGGCUUACCACCAGAGCAUCGUAAAAAGAGGAGGAAAUAGCACAUAUUGUUGGGAAGUCUGGCCGGACUUGAAGCACAAGAAAAUCUAUGUGGUGUGCACAUUUGUGUUUGGUUAUGUGCUGCCGUUGGUUUUGAUCUCCUUAUGUUAUGCUAAGGUUUUAAAUCACUUGCACAAAAAGUUAAGAAACAUGUCUAAGAAAUCAGAGGAGUCCAAAAAGAAGACUGCUCAAACUGUACUGGUGGUGAUCGUAGUUUUCUGCAUCUCCUGGCUGCCACAUCAUGUGGUCCACCUUUGGGUAGAGUUUGGAUCAUUUCCUCUCAAUCAAGCCUCAUUUGUGUUCAGAAUAGCAGCACACUGCCUCGCCUAUAGUAAUUCCUCAGUGAAUCCUAUUAUAUAUGCAUUCCUGUCUGAGAAUUUCAGGAAGGCUUAUAAACAAGUAUUUAAGUGCAAGAUCAGCGACUCUCCUCUAAAUGAUGUCAAAGAAAUAAGAAGCAAGGACAACCCCCCCUCCACUAACUGCACCAAUGUCUGACAAUAUUUGUGGAGGUUUUGUUUCCUGCUUAAUGUCAAAGCCUAAAGAAAAAAAAGGCUUUUUGGAUAUAUUUCCAGCAAAACAUUUUCAUUACCAUAUGAAUGCAGCAUCCUAAAUAGGGUGAUGAUGUCAAACACAAAGUUUAAAGGUGAAUGUUAUCAGAGCUGAUUCAAUUCUACAUGGAAAAGUAGAUUUAUUUUCAGUUGUUUCUAAGUCUUCUCACCCCAUCAGUUGUUGAAGAACAUUGAUGCCAUUCUAUAUCAUAGAGACGCCUAAACACAAGAACACAGUUUGAAUUAUUUAACAGUGCCAACAGUACAUUCCUGACACCAGCUAGUAUCUAGAAUGUUAUUGGAGCAGAACAAGAACCUAUGUUGACUCCCCCUAUUCAUUUAAUUAUUAGCAUACAAUAAAUGUUGAUUUGAUUAAGUGCUUUAACACUAGGGUGGAAGCGUCAAGGUUCCUUGUGCAUAGCCAGUACUAUUGGCAGCUCUGAAUCCAAUAUAGGUUGAUGAAAAGCAUUGAGAAAUUGAAAUUGAUCUGUGGAGAACAGUGGCAAAGAUAUCCCCUGACUUCUGUCAUGAAAAUUUUUAAGAAGCUGUGACCAAUCAAAAGGAGAUCAAACCCAAAUUUGAAUUUAAAUACACUGAAGAGGUGUCAGUAUUUGUGACCAAGAAUGUUCUUUACUAAACAUAUUUGUGUUAUUUUUGUUCUUUGGACUUUUUGUAUUGAAAGUUAAAGUGCAAGUAGUUUCAGAUAAUUAUUAUAUUUUUUUUACCUAAUAUUGUUACCUCCAAAAUGUUCUGUUUUAUAUUUUGAAAUACCCAGCUCUUAUGUGAAUUUUUACAUAACUUCUAACUUCACAUUUUGCUAACAUUCUGGUCAGUAGAUUUCCAUGGUUACCAGCAGAGUCCCUUUAGUUUGAUCCCCUCUCUAAAGCCACUGUUUUUAGGAAGUGUAGCCUCUUUCAAUUUUAUUAAUACUUAGACUUGUCAGUUUAUAAUUUGUGGUAUCAUAACAUUGUAUGUGCAUCUUAUAUACUGACAGAUCCGCAUUGUACGUGUUUUAUCAUACGGGAAUAACUGACAGAAUCAGAUUGUUUUGGAUUGUUAGACGUCAGUGAGGGGCCAAGGGAUGUUACAGAUAGACAAGGAGAUUCAUUAACCGGAAUGGGAAAGGUGCUGGCCUUUUCAUAACCUUUCAAAGCACUUUCCAAGGUCAUAUAAAUACAAUAAAUACAACUUAAUUUAUGAGCAACAACACUCAGAACUACUAUCAUACAAGCUACUUGUUCUUUAAAUAACCAUAGGGUGUCAAUACCAAUCAGGACCCCUUUAUAGAUUUGUUCUUUCACUCUGCUGCAGGGGUUUUUGUUUAUUUAAUUAGAUACUAAAACAUGCAUGAAAGACAAGGUUGAAAAAGGU
Molecule: messenger RNA, 3025 nt
Organism: Acipenser ruthenus (sterlet)
Lineage: Eukaryota; Metazoa; Chordata; Actinopteri; Acipenseriformes; Acipenseridae
Product: galanin receptor type 1-like
Exons: 3
Coding region: 555-1601 (348 amino acids)
Biological process (GO): negative regulation of adenylate cyclase activity; positive regulation of cytosolic calcium ion concentration; G protein-coupled receptor signaling pathway
Cellular component (GO): membrane
Molecular function (GO): galanin receptor activity
Source: RefSeq, a predicted model, not a curated record